AUGGCUGACAGAACAGCUCCCAACUGUCGCCUACGACUCGAGUGGGUCUACGGCUACCGGGGACACCAGUGCCGCAACAACCUUUUAGCCCUGCAUCCAGAGCGAGUGCUGGUGGCCACAGGACAGGUUGGAAAGGAGCCGUAUAUUUGUGUUUGGGACUCGUAUACUGUGCAGACAGUGUCCAUAUUGAAGGACAUGCACACACACGGUAUCGCCUGUCUCGCCUUCGACCUUGAUGGACAGUAUGAGGUGCUUUUAGCCCUGCAUCCAGAGCGAGUGCUGGUGGCCACAGGACAGGUUGGAAAGGAGCCGUAUAUUUGUGUUUGGGACUCGUAUACUGUGCAGACAGUGUCCAUAUUGAAGGACAUGCACACACACGGUAUCGCCUGUCUCGCCUUCGACCUUGAUGGACAGUGUUUGGUGUCUGUGGGCUUGGACUCUAAAAACACAAUCUGUGUGUGGGACUGGAGACAGGGGAAAGUUCUGGCAGCUGCUCCUGGUCAUACAGACCGGAUAUUCGACAUAUCAUGGGACCUGUAUCAGCAAAGUAAGCUAGUGAGCUGUGGAGUCAAACAUAUCAAGUUUUGGAGUCUUUGUGGGAACGCUCUGACCCCUAAGCGUGGCAUGUUUGGGAAGACUGGAGACCUUCAGACUAUCCUCUGUCUGGCCUGUGCGAGAGACGAGAUCACAUAUUCAGGUGCCUUGAACGGAGACAUCUAUGUCUGGAAGGGAAUCAGUUUAAUGCGGACAGUUCAAGGGGCUCACGGGUCUGGUAUUUUCAGCAUGAAUGCAUGUGAAGAAGGCUUUGCCACUGGAGGCAGGGAUGGCUGCAUCCGGUUAUGGGACAUGAACUUCAAACCCAUCACCGUCAUUGACCUCAGGGAAACAGACCAGGGAUAUAAGGUAGCUAGAGGUGAAAAUUCAAGAGGUGCGUUGUAGUGGUCAGUGUUCUUUAUGCAGGCUGUCCGCCCUGUGUUAUAUCCAUAGCUCUUACCCCUGUUUGUCACCGAUCCCAGAUGUCUAUAUGUAUUAUCAAGCACCCAAG
Sinocyclocheilus rhinocerous is the source of this 1045-nucleotide messenger RNA. Its product is annotated as echinoderm microtubule-associated protein-like 5. The transcript has 9 exons. Lineage: Eukaryota; Metazoa; Chordata; Actinopteri; Cypriniformes; Cyprinidae. The coding region runs from base 1 to 939 and encodes 312 amino acids. Gene Ontology annotation, molecular function: microtubule binding. The record is from RefSeq and is a predicted model, not a curated record.